GUCCAACAAGUCACCGCUCUGUGGCAACCGGCAAGAACUACAAAACCAGUCCCUUCUGUGCGAGGCCUCGCUAGAGUCGAGGCUGAAAAUGGAGGAAGCGGGAGAAUCAGCAGAAAUGAAUGCGAGACAAGCUGAAGAAGAACCAAAGCCUUCUCUAUUCCCUCUUUUCCCUCUCUCAGAAGCCUCUCUACAGAGCAGUUCCAAGGACCCUCAUUGGCUUUACAACCCCAGCUUCACCACAGACCUCUCCGUUGUCCAGGAAUCUCUUGCUUCACGCGAUAACAUAACUUCUCAAGAACGAGAAGAAGAGGAAGAAGACUCCGAGACAAUCUCCCUGGCGAAACCACAGCCUUCUUACGAUUUGUUGGGAUCUUCUGCAUCUGAUGAAGUUCGAGAUACUGAGUCCAGGCGCGAAAGGAGGGGAGAGAAGAAGAAGAAGAAGAAGCGCAAAAGGAGGAGAUCGAGAGACCCGGCGGCGGACGAUUAUUCUUCCAGGAAAUCGGCUGUCCAUGCUUGGGCGGGUUCUGAUACCAAACCUGCCAAGGAUUAUUACUUCGAUUCUCGCGGUGACCGUGAUAAUUUGGCAUUUGGAAGUCUCUACAGAAUGGACGUUGCACGUUACAAGCUUCAUAACUCUUCAAAAUUAUCUGGGGCUCAUACUAAAGCUUUGUACCGGUGGAAAAAUUGGGAUUUGUUAGUAGGUGGAGAUGAAGAUAUUGAUGCAUUGGACAGUAAGUUAAGGUCCGGAGGGCGGUAUUGGUCUACAAAAUUCUCAGCUAUAGAACGCCACAAGGACUUUAAGCGUGUUCAAAUCAUUGCCCUUGACGAGUCAUUGAUAGUUCCUGGAGAAUUUAUUCCUUUGCUUGAAACUUCUUGUGAAAGUGGCGAUGGUAGAUCGCCAUCAAAGAUUGAGGUGAUUGAAGAGUCAUGGGACGAUGAAGUAUUACGAAAAACAAGGGAGUUCAAUAAGAUGUCAAGGGAAUGUCCUCACGAUGAAAGGGUUUGGUUAUCCUUUGCAGAAUUUCAGGAUAAGAUAGCAAGCAGGCAGCCACAAAAAGCUGCUCGUUUACAGACGCUUGAGAAGAAGAUAAGUAUACUGGAGAAGGCUACUGAACUUAAUCCGGAUAAUGAAGAACUAUUGCUUAGUCUUCUGAAGGCUUAUCAGAGAAGAGACAGCGCGGAAAUCCUCGUUGAAAGAUGGCAGGAGAUACUUAUGCGGCAUCCUGGGAGUUGCAAGCUGUGGAAAGGGUUUCUGCAUGUAAUUGGAAGCGAUUUCUCCAGAUUUAAGGUUUCUGACACGAGAAGGAUGUACGCUAAUGCCAUCCAGGCUCUAUCUACCACAUGUGCCAAGCUGUGUAGGCAGGUCCAUCAAACUGUUAAACCUCUGUCGGUUGAUUCUUCUGUUGUUCAACUAGAACAUGGUCUAGUUGACAUAUUUGUCAGCCUUUGUAGGUUUGAAUGGCAGGCGGGCUACCAAGAAUUAGCAACUGCAUUAUUUCAAGCUGAAAUUGAGUACAGCUUGUUUUGUCCUUCUUUACUUCUCACAGAACAAAGUAAACAAAGACUAUUUGAACACUUCUGGAACAGUGAAGGUGCAAGGGUUGGAGAAGAAGGUGCCCUUGGGUGGUCUACUUGGCUGGAAAAAGAGGAGGAAAAUAGACAGAAAAUUAUUGCUGAGGAGUCGGCUCAAGAAAAUGAAGAAGGUGGUUGGACAGGUUGGUCAGAACCACUAUCAAAAAUUAAUGUGACUAGUAAAGAUUCAGAUGAUUUUGUAGAAGAUGCUGUGGGUGUUAAUGAUGCUGGAGAGGAAUUUGAGACAGAAGAUGUCAAGCAGGAAGAUGAUAUUGAAGAUUUGCUAAAGAAGCUAGGAAUUGAUGUUGAUAAUGGAGCUGAGGGCGAGAUUAAAGAUGCAGCUACCUGGACUAGAUGGUCAGAAGAAGAACUAUCAAGAGAUUCUGAGCAAUGGAUGCCUGUGCGUGAAAAAUAUGGGGCUUCACGUACAAAUGACACACCAGAUAGAGAAGGUGAUGAACAACUUUUGAGAGUAAUUUUAUUUGAGGAUCUCAGUGAGUACAUAUUUUCCUUGUCCUCAGAAGAGGCUCGUUUCUCCCUUGUAGCCCAGUUCAUCGAUUUCUAUGGUGGCAAGAUUUCUUCAUGGACAUCCACAAACAGUUCAAGCUGGAUUGAAAACAACAUUAGCUUAGAGGCAUUGCCGGAUUCAGUUUUAGAAGAUUUGAGAAAAAUUCAUGAAGUUGUAAAUAGAAGUGAUUACAGUUCAAGCAAUUUCAAUUUGGAGUUUCUCCUAGGCAGCUCUACUGAUGUAUCUAGAAGGACUAGUAUGAUGAAGUUUCUUCGGAAUGCAAUCUUACUUUGUUUAACUGCUUUUCCACGUAAUCAUAUCAUGGAAGAAGCUGCUCUUGCUGCUGAAGAACUGUUUAUGACUAGAAUGAACUCUUGUACCUGCCCCGUGACUCCGUCCCGGGCUUUAGCGAGGACCCUAUUGAAAAAUGAUCGGCAGGAUAUAUUACUUUGUGGAGUUUAUGCACGAAGUGAGGCUGCUUUUGGGAAUAUUGAUAUCGCUAGGAAGGUAUUUGACAUGGCGUUGGGUUCUCUUGAAGGACUUCAGUUGGAACUUCAGUCAAAUGCACCGCUUUUGUACUUUUGGUAUGCUGAAGUGGAGCUUGCCAAUUGUCCGGGAAGUAGUUUGGAAUCAUCCUCACCACGUGCAGUACACAUUCUAUCGUGCUUAGGAAGCGGUGUGAAAUAUAGUCCAUUUAAAGAUCAAACAUCAAGUCUACAACUGCUUAGAGCUCAGCAAGGAUUUAAAGAACGAAUUAGAGCACUACGGUCAGAAUGGGCGCGAGGGGAUAUAAAAGAUCAUGCAGUUGCCCUAAUCUGUUCUGCUGCUUUAUUUGAUGAUUUGACUUCAGGAUGGGCUGCCGGGAUUAAAGUUCUAGAAGAGGCAUUUUCUAUGGUGCUUCCAGAAAGAAGAAACCAGAGUUCCCAACUUGAAUCUUUGUUCAACUAUUACAUCAGGAUGCUUCAGAAACAUCAUAAGCAAUUGAAAUUCUCAACAAUAACGGAGUCCAUUCUACAAGGCUUGCAAAUUUAUCCAUAUAAUCCAAAGCUUUUUACCGCUUUCAUGGAAAUCAGCUAUCUAUAUACAGUACCCAAUAAACUCCGAUGGAUAUUUGAUGACUUUUGUCACAAGAAACCAUCUGUUAUUGUUUGGCUGUUCGCAUUGGCUUUUGAGAUGGGUAGAGGAGGUUCCCAACAUAGAAUUCAUGGUUUGUUCGAAAGGGCAUUAUCAAAUGAUAUGUUGCACAAUUCGGUAAUACUCUGGAGGUUCUACAUUGCUUAUGAGAUGGAUUUAGCAUCCAAUCCCUCUGCGGCCAAACGAAUUUUCUUUAGAGCAAUUCAUGCUUGUCCAUGGUCAAAAAAACUUUGGCUUGAUGGUUUUCUCAAAUUGAACUUCAUUUUAACUGCAAAAGAGCUGUCAGAUCUGCAAGAAGUUAUGCGUGAUAAGGAACUGCACCUGAGGACAGACAUAUAUGAGAUUCUUUUACAAGAUGAGAUCAAGUCAUGAACACCAUCAUGUUUGUCUUGUAAGAAUGACUAUCUGAUUUCCCUUGUACUUUUCUAUCAUUUCCCUGUAAUCUAUGUACCCUUAUGUUUUAGUGUAGGUUUCACCCAUCUAUCGUUUUGGUAAUAAUGCAUAAAUUAUAGUUUCCA
This is a messenger RNA of Telopea speciosissima, 3732 nucleotides long. RefSeq names its product nuclear exosome regulator NRDE2. The coding region runs from base 89 to 3586 and encodes 1165 amino acids. Gene Ontology annotation, biological process: RNA processing; regulation of apoptotic process; negative regulation of RNA catabolic process. The transcript is spliced from 10 exons. NCBI's taxonomy places the organism in Eukaryota, Viridiplantae, Streptophyta, Magnoliopsida, Proteales, Proteaceae. The record is from RefSeq and is a predicted model, not a curated record. Gene Ontology annotation, molecular function: protein binding. Gene Ontology annotation, cellular component: catalytic step 2 spliceosome.